This is a messenger RNA of Triticum turgidum subsp. durum (durum wheat), 963 nucleotides long. The record is from the annotation of a GenBank genome assembly. NCBI's taxonomy places the organism in Eukaryota, Viridiplantae, Streptophyta, Magnoliopsida, Poales, Poaceae.
AUGGUGAACUGGGUGCAGGUGGUGAGGGAGCACUUGGUGGCCCGGCUGGCCACCAACGCCGGCCUCCGGCAGCACGCCGUGGCCGUGGACGACGACGCCGGCACCGUCCUCAGCUUCUGGCUGCCCCAGCACAAGAUGGCCAGAUCAGGAGCCGCCGCCGCGGACCAGAGAGAGAAGCAGACCACCAGCAGGCACGCCGUAGUGCUCCUGCACGGCUUCGCCGGCGACGGCAUGAUGACGUGGGGGUUCCAGGUGGGCGCCCUCGCCGGGUGCGGCUACGACGUCUACGUCCCCGACCUGGUCCACUUCGGCGGCUCCACGUCGCCGUCCCCCGACCGCUCCGUGGCGUUCCAGGCGCGGUGCUUGGCCGCGGCGCUGCGGAAGCUCGACGUGGGGGCGGGGUGCACCGUCGUCGGGUUCAGCUACGGCGGGUUCGUGGCGUUCGAGAUGGCCGCGGUGCACCCGGGCCUCGUCGGGUCCGUGGUCGUGUCUGGCGCCGACGUGGCCUACACGGGCGCCAUGAACGACGCAAUGCUAGAGAAGUUCGGCGCCGGGACGCUCGCGGAGCUGUUGCUGCCGGACUCGGUCGCGCGGCUGAGGUCGCUCUUCUCCGACGCCAUGUACAAGAAGCUCUGGUUUCCCGACCGCCUUCUCAGCGAUUUCCUCAAGGUGAUGUAUGCCAACCGACAGGAGAGGAAAGAGAUGCUGGAAAAACUCGUGAUGAUGGACAAACAAGAAUCGGCCCCUGUUUUUCAGCAGAACAUACUUAUGUUGUGGGGCGAGGAUGACGACUUCUUUCCCAUAGAGAAUGCCAAGAUGCUAAAAGAGAAGCUGGGGGAGAAGGCGAUGCUGCGAAGCAUAAGCAAGGCAGGGCAUCUAGCACAGCUAGAGAGGCCUUGUGUCUAUAACCACUGCCUUAAAGAAUUCUUGGCUAAUGUCAAUGCCAUCUCCCCUAAAACCUAA